Alosa sapidissima (American shad) is the source of this 1512-nucleotide messenger RNA. RefSeq names its product colony stimulating factor 3 (granulocyte) b (gene csf3b). Gene Ontology annotation, molecular function: cytokine activity. Gene Ontology annotation, biological process: immune response. The record is from RefSeq and is a predicted model, not a curated record. NCBI's taxonomy places the organism in Eukaryota, Metazoa, Chordata, Actinopteri, Clupeiformes, Clupeidae. Bases 174 to 710 code for a protein of 178 amino acids. Gene Ontology annotation, cellular component: extracellular region. The transcript has 4 exons.
UACACUGUUAUCCUCAUCUGGACUGCUAGUCUGCACCGCGCCAAUUCUAGGAUGUUUGCCUCAGUUUGCACAUUGGAAGCCUGUUGUCUAACAUUCUGGUGCUCCCCGCAGUGUUCACUCUGCAGCUGGCUUUGGUAUGCGUCACUCGCGCAGCUCCCGUCGGACAAGGUCUGAUGAGCGACUCGGAGUUAUCACGCGUCAUGGAAGGAGCGAAGAGUUUGGUGCGGAAGGUUCUGAGCGACAUUCCAGUGGUUCACGAAUCUUGCGUCUCUACUCAGGGCUUGACCCUUGAUCCCUCUGGAGAUUCCAUGAAUCUGGAGUAUAUGGUCAACCUACUGGAGAUCCCCUCUGCACCCAAACUCAAGGCCCUUGCUGCAGACUUCACUUUGGAGAUGAGCCUGAACCACAUGGCGGAGGGCCUGCGCAUGUACAGUGGGCUACUGCAGGUGGUGUCGGGGCGUGUGGCCUCCUCGCAGACCGUCGCUGACCUCCGGGCCGACAUCAACGACCUGCAGGCUCAGGUGCAGAAGAUUCAGGUGCUGUCCCACGUCUCGUCCGUGGAAGCCCAGACCGACGUCUCUGGCCUGUCUUCUCGGCUGACCAGUGACUACGAGGUGCAGGUGGCCACCCACGUCAUCCUGGCCCACCUGCGCAGCUUCUCCCAGGACGCAUUCCGCAGCCUCCGCAACAUCGCACACACCAGUAGCUGAAGUCGCCCCCCCGGGGUGCAAUCUCACCACUGCUGCAACACAGCUGGAGUUAAGACUCAGGCUCUAAACUGAUGUUGCUGUUGCUGCUGCAGUGGAGAAUGGUCAUUUGAGGACUCGGUUAACACUUAGACCUCCAUUUUAUUUUUUAUACUGUUUACGCAGAGGAAUGGUGUUCCAGAAGCAAAACGUUUUGGAAAGAAGAAUAUCAAUAUUUUGGAGAUUUCAUUUUUGUUUUUCCCAAUUGGUGCCCUCCCAGAAUAACAUUUAACAGAAUACUGCAGGCUGCUAUUUUUGAAGUGCAUGUCAGUUUCAGAGAAGAAGGAAGAUAUGCAAUCCCAGCUGGCUCAUGAGAGUCGCCCCUUGACCUGGAGGAGAAGAUCAUGCCCUAAAGCCCCAUUCACACAUGCCACAAUUCACUCGUCGCUUGUCGUCUCAAAAGGUGAAAUUAUUUGAACUUUAUCGCUUGCGGUCUGAAUGGGGCUUUACAGAAGAAUUUGACACUAGCCCGAGAGGACGGCUCUUGCUGGGGGCUUGUCUGUUGAUCAAACGCCCCCGUCAAGGUCUAUGGCUGAAAGUUGCACUAUCUAAGGGCAAGAGGAGUCUCUCAUGAAGAAUUGCCCCUUUUGCCCCUCUUCAGCUCAAACAGCCCUUUUUCACUCUCCGCCAGCCCCUUCUUCCUGCCCCAGUAUUCCUCAGCCCUACCAAGAGAAUUUUUAAAAUGUGCUUAAUUUAUUUACAUGUUUAUUUAUACACUAUUUAAUGCAUUCUAAUAUUUUAGAAUAUUUAUACUAUUUCUGAUAUU